Moneuplotes crassus is the source of this 503-nucleotide messenger RNA. NCBI's taxonomy places the organism in Eukaryota, Ciliophora, Spirotrichea, Euplotida, Euplotidae. The record is from the annotation of a GenBank genome assembly.
GGAGGGGAGGAAUAUUAUAAAUAUGAUAAGAUACCCAGCUAAAGAAGGAGGGGUUGCAAAUACCUUUUUCCACUACCUUAAUUUGAUAUUGGUGAUAGCUGAUAUAGCCGCUAUUCUAAGGUUUGGAUUCAGUUACGCAGCUCCUCAAUUUUUGAUGGUACUUUCACUUGUGCAUUUAUUCUUUUUGUUCCCAAGCUUGCUGCAUCAUAUGUUUCCAGCUGUUAGAGGCAAUAUUGUAUUCAGCUGGUUUGCUCAUUUAAUAGCUACUAUUGUUCUUGCGGCUUUUGUAAUCAAUAUCGUUCUAUAUAUCAGUAUGAUGGAUGAUAGAUAUGGAGGCCCGGCCAUGAUGCUUAUCCUCAUCAUCUUCACUCUUCCAGGAGCUUUGAUUUCAAUUACAAUGCUGUUGAUUCUUAACACUGAAGUUCAGAAUCAAAAAGUGAGAUAUGUACUUAUUCAGAGCCAGGAAGUUUAUCAGCCAAUGACAAUGCUUUAAUUUAGUCGAC